Aspergillus tubingensis is the source of this 771-nucleotide messenger RNA. RefSeq lists its product as uncharacterized. The record is from RefSeq and is a predicted model, not a curated record. The transcript has a single exon. NCBI's taxonomy places the organism in Eukaryota, Fungi, Ascomycota, Eurotiomycetes, Eurotiales, Aspergillaceae. The coding region runs from base 1 to 771 and encodes 256 amino acids.
AUGGCCAUCCUCGACAAAGAAAACCGGCCCCGCGGCCUGCGGGUUCCAUCCUUUGCUCGCAAAGGCUUCAAGCAGAAGUCCUCGGAUUCUCUGCCGGACAAAGAGCCAGAGCAGGUACAGGCACCCGUGACGACGGUAAUCCCACCGCGAACCGACUCGGCUCCUGAUUAUUCGGCUCCUGCUCCGCUGCCUGCCGCCGUGCAGCCACCAUCAUCCGCAUUCAAUGCCCCUAUCCAUCAUCAAGAUGACCUCCCACAACCUGCUCCGCCAGCAGCUAACUACACCCCCGCUCCCCGCGCUUAUCAGGCCUAUCGUCCUCCUGCUACUUCGGAGCCUGUGCAAAGCCCUCCGGCAAGGAAGGAAGUUCCCUUACCUGCCUUACCUGCCAUCCAACGCCCGGAUGCCGAAGAGCCAUUGGAAGACUUCAUCCCAGAACCCGAGCCAGAAUUGGACGACACUGGCGCGCCUAUCGAGCCUGUGUCCAGUGAAGAAAACAAUGGCCCAUGGACGCCUCCUGAUAUUGAGCCUGUCGCGGCACCGCUGAACAAAUUGCACUUUGCCUGCUACCAGGACCAUCGGUCCAUGCCCCCUGCCAACAAUGUCUGGCAUGCUGUUCCCUGCAUGACCUGCCAGAAGUUCGACCGCGAUGUUCGAUACCGGUGUGUCUUUUGCUGCUUGCGCAUCUGUACCGGCUGUUUCCAGACCCUGCAGACGAUCCCACGUCGCUCAUUGGCGCAGCUAAUGGAGUCCAUUCCCGCGGCCAAAGCCUGA